Molecule: messenger RNA, 790 nt
Organism: Caenorhabditis angaria
Lineage: Eukaryota; Metazoa; Nematoda; Chromadorea; Rhabditida; Rhabditidae
Source: the annotation of a GenBank genome assembly
AUGAAUGGUCGAGCAUCAACCUCAAAAUCGGCAUGGUCAGUUUCUCCAGAAACAAUAAUGUCUCAUCAUUUUCGACUUGCAAAAGGUGUUCCAUCUGUAAUAGAUAUUCGACCACCUCAUUCAAUGUAUAAUAGUCCAAUUAGUAUUCAUUAUCAUCCGAAAACUCGACCAUCUUCAGCUGAUCCAAAUAAACGAAGAACUUUAACUCGACCACAAAGAGAACUCAAUGAUUUUGUGAAUGGUCGACAGAGGAAUAAAAACCCACUUCCGAUGUUAACAAAAAGAUCAAGUUUGACUGAUUUGACAAAACCGAAACUUCUCGAGAAUCCGAAUUAUCAGCCACCGAGAAAACGAGUUCAGCAGCAGAAUACAACUGUGAAACAACCAAUAAAUGAUAUGAAAAAUACAAUUCGAUUUCAAAAAAUUAACGAUUUCAAAGAUACAGUAUUAUCCGAAGUAAUUUCACAAGAUGAUUAUAGUGAUCGAUUUAUAUUAGAUACAAUACGAAGAAAUAUGGAAAAUUUAGCUGGAAUUGUUCCAUGGGUAUGUUUUUAUUCAUAGAUUUUUAAAUUUCUUUCAAAACAAUUCAUAACGUUUUUUUCAGAAUGAUCUUGAACAUGCCGCUUCAGAAUUGAUGGCAAAUCUUGAUAUUAGUGAUACAAAAAAACUUCAUCAUAAAAAGAUCGAGACUCCAAAAAUGGAUCUUUCUUCAAUUUCUGGAUCUUCAAAAUCUUCAUCAUCAGCUUCAUCUUCGUAUUCAUCAACUUCAAGUUCUUCGGGAAGUGUUUAG